UGCGCUUUUUAAAUAAAGUCGCAAUGGAUACAAGCGCGACUCGACCUGUUGGAAGCCGCGAUGAACAGCUGAUCCUGCCGCAGUGGAUAACCCCGAUCAUCAUGGUCACCGCCGAUUCCUGACUUCUCAUAUCCCACGCGCGGCACUAUAUGAUUAGUUAUUGGGGAAGUAGACAAUAAGGGGAAGUAGCUAAAAGGAAAGUAGAAUUGGAGAGAGUGAAGGAGUGCUGUACUUUUUUUUUGGAGAGGGGUUAUUUCUUUUGGACCUGUUGCUCAUCAGUGUGACAGACGGACACCCAGAGACUACCUGCCGCCUCCCGCUCUGCGCUCACCGACCAUCAAUUAUGUUAUUGCCGAGUUUGCUUCUUUUCACCUCUUCUCACUUUUUGGCGCCUCUGUUUCUCUGCUACCUGCCGCAAGUCUCCGCACAGAAGCCGGGUUCACGGUGGCUGAUCGGAGACCGAGACAGUCACUGUGGGGUCAUCUGCCCGCGGGCGCAGGGGAAGCCGGUGUGCGGCUCGGAUGGGCGGAGCUACGAGACCGGCUGUGAACUGCAGAGGGCGCGCUGCAAAGAUAAGGCCCUGGCACUGGCACACCGCGGCCGGUGUCGAGGUAAAAACUGGGUGAAAAUCGAUCAGUUGCCGGUGGCUCCAGCACCAACAUCCACAUCUGAGGCGAGAGACCUGGAGCUCAAAGAUGCAGGGCAGUCCAAGUGUCGCGUCGAGAGGAACCAGGCUCUGGAGCAAGGCAGGAGACCUCAGGACACCAUGUUCAUCCCAGAAUGCAACGAGGAUGGAACAUUUGCGCAGGUCCAGUGCCAUACUUUGACAGGUUACUGCUGGUGUGUCACCAGUGACGGCAAGCCAGUGAGUGGCUCCUCUGUGCACAACAGGACCCCGGUGUGUUCAGGGUCAGUAACCGAUAGACCACCCGGGCCACCGAACUCUGGUAGAAAAGUCUCUUUCCGUUUCUUUCUCACCCUCAACCCAGACGAUGGCUCCAAGCCCACACCCACCAUGGAGACUCACGUCCCCCCUGAGGGUGAUGAGAUAACUGCUCCAACGCUGUGGAUUAAACAGCUUGUUUGUAAGGAGAAUAAGCAGAACAGCUCCGCUUCCAGGAAGCAAGAGAAAGUUCCCUCUUGUGACCAGGAGCGACAGAGCACACUGGACGAGGCUCGGCAGAAUCCUCGCGAGGCCAUUUUCAUCCCUGACUGUGGGCCUGGAGGCCUUUACAAACCAGUCCAGUGCCACCAGUCCACAGGCUACUGCUGGUGUGUUCUGGUGGACACGGGACGACCCAUUCCUGGAACAUCCACCAGGUACCAGACCCCGGAGUGUGACGGCGCCGCACGAUCUCGCAUCUCAGAUACUGAAGAUCCUUUCCAAGGCAGAGAGCUGACAGGCUGCCCAGAGGGGAAGAAAGUGGAAUUCAUUACAAGCUUGUUAGAUGCCCUCACCACAGACAUGGUGCAAGCCAUAAACUCACCAGCCCCCUCUGGUGGUGGGAGGUUUGUUGAGCCUGAUCCCAGUCACACUUUAGAGGAGAGGGUGGUGCACUGGUACUUCGCCCAGCUGGAUAACAACAGCAGCCACGACAUCAACAAGAAGGAACUCAAGCCGUUUAAGAGGUACCUGAAGAAGAAAGCCAAACCCAAGAAAUGUGCCCGCAAGUUCACCGACUACUGCGACCUGAAUAAGGACAGGUCCAUUUCCCUGCAGGAGCUGAAAGGCUGCCUGGGAGUCAGCAAGGAGGGUAGCUCAACAACAAUUGGCAACCAAGGGACAAGGCAAGGGACAAAAUUGUUCAUAGGUCGUCUGGUGUGAGAAGAGAAGGAUCCAGAAGCUGAGACGAGAGCAGAGGGCACAGAGGGAAGGCAUCUGUACGCUUGCUGACAGGAAAGAGAAAGAUGGAGCAGAAAAAUUUAGAAGUUCCGGAGUUUCAAAAAAGUGAACAGAAAAACAAGAAAACGAAGCGGCGCCAAAAUAUUUGCACUUUCUCCUCCCUAUGUUUGACAUGUUUGUAUGUUUUUUUUUUUUUUUCUCUUGAAGUGACUGAAAAGGUCUAGGUAAGAAUGAGAAUAUAUUUGUAAAAAAAAAAAGAUGACAGGCUCACCACUGGAAGAUGUUACCACAUUUCCCCCUUGUGUUUUAGUCUGCUGUUAUUCGUUCUGUCCUCACAUAACAGGAACAGCCAGUAACACACAUUUUGUGACUAUUAAAUUAAACUUAGAUGUCCCUUGUUACAUAUAGGAGCACACAGGCCAGUGGCAUCUCACUAAAGAGGAUCUUACAGUGAGUCACAUUCAGCUCAAAUGUUGCUCGAUACUCAAAAAGGAGGAGCUACGGCAAUGUAGACCAAUUUAAACGAAUGUGUAAUGUAUGUGGGCAUGCAAUUUAAAAGUGAAAUGGCAUGUAUUAGAAUUGAACUGUGACCAUGAAGUCAAAUUUACCAGCACAGAAUUAGCUGUAUGAAUCCCUUGCACUGUACUGAACUUUCUAGAUACAUUAGCAUUUUGGCUUAAGAAUCAGAUCCUUCUGAAAUGUCUCAGAUGUAUUACGUCUGUUUUUUGUUCAGUAUGUACCAGUGUUGGGGAAAGCUUGCUGAAAGUAAUUACUUGCUUAACACACAGUUGCCUAAAAGGUGUACUUUUUGUGCUACCAAAACCAAUGCAAGACCAUUAUGUUGUAUGUUGUUUUCAGCAUGUUGUCUGCACGAGAUGACUUGAGGUGUGUGGACAUAAAACAAAAUUAGUAAAAAAAACAAAAACACAUUUAAAAACUCAAAUAGAAACAGAUUGUGAGAAUUCUGCAAAACAUUUGUAGCAGCUGUCCAUAAUAACAAAGGUGAUAUGAGUAAUUUAAAGUCAUGCAUUCCACCUCCCCACCCAACACUGGUACAGUACAUACACAGUCUUAGCCGUAUACUAACUUAGCAAACAGCUGGUAAAAUAUUUACACAUGCAUGUGGCAGUAUGGACAUAUUAAAGCUGUAUUAAUGAAUUGUUGAGACACACAACCCUCAACUAGUAUUGCCUCAUCAAGUUGUUAUGGCUAACACAGCAAAAUGAUAAUUCCAAAUCUAAUGCUCACUCUCCUUUUAGCUCCAUUUUGGUCUCCACCACCUCCUGAGGAAAAUAUCUGGUUCUUUAGCUGAUAAACACUCCACUGUGUUCAUUAGCUAGUUGCUAACGUUGUCUGUUUGGUGUUUGGUGCUAAGCAGGUAGAAUAUAGUCGGAUUAUCAUGGUUUAUUUGCUGCAGACGGCUUGAUGAGAGUGCUGGGACCAAACUAUUUAGUAAAUGUGCCAUAAAAAAAGAGUUCCAAGAAACUAAAACAAAGGCGGCUGAGCUGGGUGUUAAUGCUCUGAGGGUUUGUCUGUACGAGAGACCCCUUUCCCAAUCCAUUAGAUUUAAUGUUGAUAUAUAAAAACAGAUUGAUUAAUGCAGCUUUAAGUCCAAUCCACAAUGAAGGCCAUUGGUUUACACAUAUCUUGUGUCACUCUGUUGUUCUACGUGUAAUUAUAUGUCAAGGUACAAGUCAGUGUGGCUGAUUUCAUUACUCUACUUUAAGUGAAUGUUAGGAUUCAUUUUCUACACAGUCAAACAUGAAAAACAGCUUAAGAGUAUCUCCAGUGUGUUAAUGGUAAAUUCCGCAUGUUUAUUUUUCUCAAAGUGUUGGGUUCAUCGGGCUCAACUGGCUACUUUUACAAAUUGCAAUAACAACAAAUCUCACGAAGACCCCCUGGUGGGGAUUUUAUUUUUCCAAAACAAGAUUACAGUCCACAGAAUGACUUAAAUAUUUUUAUUAGUACCAGGAAAAAAAAAGGUGGCACAGAUGACUAAACCCAACCAGUAAAUGGAGUAAGAUGUUUACAUGACUCACUAUCCCGGUAAUAUCAGCUAAUUUCAGCUGUCAUAUUUACGUUUAUCCCAGUUAUUGUAAAUGAGAUGUGGCAUUUACAAAUGCCUGUUCCUAAAAUAAAUAAUUGAGUCUCCCCACUUA
Molecule: messenger RNA, 4002 nt
Organism: Perca flavescens (yellow perch)
Lineage: Eukaryota; Metazoa; Chordata; Actinopteri; Perciformes; Percidae
Gene: smoc1
Product: SPARC related modular calcium binding 1
Exons: 14
Coding region: 344-1825 (493 amino acids)
Biological process (GO): extracellular matrix organization
Cellular component (GO): basement membrane
Molecular function (GO): heparin binding; extracellular matrix binding; protein binding
Source: RefSeq, a predicted model, not a curated record